CAUAACACCCAGAAUCGUCAAAAGGGAUAAUAUCCUGGAAUAAGACAUCCGUUUGCAGCAGAAGACAUGAACUGGUUGUCUCUAGAGGUCCUGCUUGGCGGGGUUAGCCAAUACUCCACCGUGUUUGGCCGUGUCUAUCUCUCUGUGGUGUUCAUCUUCCGAAUCUUGGUGUUUGUGGUGUCUGUCCAGCAAGUGUGGAGCGACGAACAGAAAGAUUUCAUCUGCAACACGGCCCAGCCAGGCUGCACCAACGUCUGCUAUGACCAGUUCUUCCCCAUAUCCCACAUCCGUCUAUGGGCUCUCCAGCUCAUUUUUGUCACUUGUCCAUCUCUCAUGGUGGUCGCUCACGUCAAAUAUCGAGAAAUGAAGAAUGUGAAGUACAGCACAACCUGCAAUGGCCAAAACAUGUAUGCAAACCCUGGAAGAAAGCGUGGAGGCCUGUGGUACACCUAUAUUAUCAGCCUGAUAUUCAAAGCCGGCUUUGAUGCAGCAUUUCUGUUUAUUUUGUACUAUCUUUAUGAAUUCGACAUGCCAAAUGUUACCAAAUGCACUGCGGAACCUUGUCCAAAUACAGUUGACUGCUACAUCUCCCGUCCCACAGAGAAGAAAAUCUUCACUCUUUUUAUGGUGGUCUCCUCCUCUGUGUGCAUCUUUAUGUGUAUCUGUGAGAUGGUGUAUCUGAUUACAAAGAAAGUUGCCAAAUUUCAGCGUAAUUGGAGAGAAGAGAAAAGACUGCACUUGCACAAAUGGGUGGAUCCCACGGCCAUGUCCAACCAGAAUCUCAACAAUAUUAAAAAGGCAAAGGCUGCAGAAAAAGAAAAUAAUUCAGAGUUGACCUAAUAAUGGUCUGAACUCUGAUUGCGUAAUAAACAAUAAGGGAUAUUGCAUUUAAAAUAUUUAAGGACUUUUCCUUUGACCGUAACUGCUAUGACUAAUACAGGGUACGGUCAUGGAAAACCUGGAAAAGUCAUGGAAUUUUGACAAGGCAUUUUCCAGGCCUGAAUGAUGUUUUGGAAAUUCAGAAAAACCCACAAAGUUUUGGAAAAGUCAUGGAAAACAGAUAUCUGUAUACUUGAAUUUACUGUAGGUUAGUUGUCUUUACUACUAUUCUGUCCUUGGCCAAUCACAUACUCUCACAUUAUUAGUGUGGUGUAAGCAUUAUCUAAAUCAAUUUU
Danio aesculapii is the source of this 1175-nucleotide messenger RNA. It is a transcript of the gene gjb9b, whose product is annotated as gap junction protein beta 9b. Bases 67 to 840 code for a protein of 257 amino acids. Lineage: Eukaryota; Metazoa; Chordata; Actinopteri; Cypriniformes; Danionidae. The transcript has 2 exons. The record is from RefSeq and is a predicted model, not a curated record. Gene Ontology annotation, biological process: cell communication. Gene Ontology annotation, cellular component: connexin complex.